This is a messenger RNA of Amoebophrya sp. A25, 543 nucleotides long. Lineage: Eukaryota; Dinophyceae; Syndiniales; Amoebophryaceae. The record is from the annotation of a GenBank genome assembly.
AUGUUUACGACAUAUCCGUUUACGAUUUUCACACCCUUUCGUUCGGAGACGAUCGGAUUUGCCGUUGCACACGCAAUGACCGUGUAUUUUCGGCUGAACCUAGAUGUCCUCAAUCGAUUGCGCGAGCCAAGCAAAGCAGCGCCGGGAAAAAAGUCCUUAGCUUCGACAUCAAGCGCUGCCGCACUAUCUUCCCCAGGCGGGAGCGGAGUGACUAGCAGUCGAACAACACUGGACUUUCCAGGGUCACCAGCGAGUGGCGCGCCGAACAAUCAAAAACGCUUGCAGACCAGCCCAACCGCUUCCUCGCCACUGAAUAGUCCUAAAACGCUGCAAGUUUCGUCCCCACAACACGGCGCACCGAUUGGGGACUCGAGCAUCACAAAUACUGGCACAGAUUCCUUACCGCCGCCGUUUGAAGUGGCAGACACGCGGAGGAUACACACGGUGAAAAUAGUCGCAGGUGGAGGGGGCGUGUCUGCUGUGUCGCGAUCCUUCGUUCGCCGUGCUUCAGCAAGUGAAGGGGGGGAAGAUGGUUAUGAGUAG